CUUAUCAGCGGCCGGCGGGGGGCUCGCCCCACUCCCGCCCAGCGCAGCCGCCGCGGCGGGGCCGGCACCUCCCCGAGUGCCGCACCAUGGGCAGCCAGGGCUCCAAGGCGGCGGGCGGCGAGCCCGACACCGCCAAGGCCAACGGGCAGGAGAACGGCCAUGUGAUCUACAACGGGGACAUGACGCCCAAGGCGGGGGUCGAGGCGGCCCCCCAGAACGGGAACGGCUCGGCGGAGCCCCCCAAGGAGGAGCAGGAGGGCGAAGCGGGCGGCGCGGACGCCAUCGAGCCCGCCCCGGCCGCCGCCGAGCCCCAGGGCGAGGGAGCCGCGACCCCCAAGGACGCCCCCAAGAAGAAGAAGAAAUUCUCCUUCAAGAAACCCUUCAAGCUGAGCGGCAUCUCCUUCCGCAAGGGCAAGAAGGAGGCCGGCGACUCCUCCGGCUCCUCGCCCACGGAGGAGCAGGGCAGGAGCGACGAGACCCCGCCGGGGGGGCUGCAGCCCUCGGCUCCCCCCGAGGAGGCGCCGGCCGAGCCCCGGGAUGGAGGAGAAGCCGCGGGCAGCCGGGAGGAGGAGGAGGAGGAGGAGGAGAAGCAGCAGCACGGAGACACCGCCAAAAGCGAGGAGCCCUCGAAAGACGCGGGGCCGGAGCCCGCAGCGAGCCCGGCGGAGCAGCAGGAGGAGUAGGGGCCGAUUGCCAUGAGGCCGCUCGGGCGCUCCUCGCCGGGUGAGCGGUUCCUUCCUCGCCGGGUGAGCGGUUCCUUCCUCACCGGGGGGCUCCCCCCGGCCCCCCCCGAGCCGCCCGCACCGCCCCGGACUCGCCCGCACCGCCUCGGACUGCCACGCACCCGCACCCCCCGCCCCGCCGGCUCCUCUCUCGCUCUGUCUCUCUUUUCCCCCCGUUCCUGGUAGAAAAACAAAAACAAAAAGAAAAAGCUGGUUUGGGUUCCCACCGCCGCGAGCCGGAGCGGUUUGAGCUGGAAAAAGGAAAAACAAAACCGACGUGACAACAAAAAAAACCAACCGGGGAGGAAGAUUUGGCCCGGACGGCCCUGGAGUUACAGUUUGUGAGGAGCCGGAUCCCAAAUCCUGCUCUGGGGCUCUGCAGCCUCCGGACUGUCCCCUGUCCUCCCGCUCCCGCUGACUGUUCCGUGGAAUUCUUCUUUUUUUUUUUUCUUGUUUCAUUUUGUAAUUUUUUUUUCCCCCCCUUCAUUUCUCGGUUUACGUUCCUGGUUCUGACUUUUCAUUUCAAGUAUUUCGUGCUUUUUUUUUUCUUUUUUUUUUUUUCUUUUUUCUAUAGAAAUCGGUGGUUUAAAAAGCUAAUCUGGUUAGGGUUUUUUUGGGUUUUUUUUGGUUUUUUUUUUUUUAUAAUGUCUUCUAUUGGCUUAAACCCAUAAAGCUUGUAAGUCCGCUGUGUUUAAUUCUGCUUUAAGGGAUAACUUUUAGGGUGUGGGGUGGAGGCAGGGGGGCCCUACCAGCUGUAAAAUGUGAAGCCGACGUUAUUUUGUUUUUUUUUUUUUCUCUGUAAAUAAUUUUUUAAUGGCCAAAAAAAAAAAAAAAAAGAAAAAAAACCCCAACAACAAAAGCGCUUGAUUUGCAAUUUUCUAACUUGUAAAAAAAAAACAAAAAAGCAAAAAAAAGGGGGAAAAAAACCAAACAGACAAAAGCUGUAACAUUGGAAAGGAAUAAACGGUGACCCCUUCUCGGGA
Motacilla alba alba is the source of this 1705-nucleotide messenger RNA. RefSeq names its product MARCKS like 1 (gene MARCKSL1). Bases 87 to 683 code for a protein of 198 amino acids. The record is from RefSeq and is a predicted model, not a curated record. The transcript is spliced from 2 exons. Lineage: Eukaryota; Metazoa; Chordata; Aves; Passeriformes; Motacillidae. Gene Ontology annotation, biological process: actin filament organization; central nervous system development. Gene Ontology annotation, molecular function: actin filament binding; calmodulin binding. Gene Ontology annotation, cellular component: cytoplasm; plasma membrane.